UACAUAUAAAUACCGAGGCAGCCACCCACUCCUCCAUUAACAAAGCCCAUCCAACAAACAAACCUUGAGGCGCCUGGCUGACAGAGAAGAGACACAAGCCGAGGUAACCGGCUCUAGCUUUGCCUCACGCUUGUCCCGGGUGGCCGGCCAAGCAUGGCCACCGUGGGGCAGCCUGGCGCCCUGAGGAGGAUCACCGUGCACUAUGCCAACUCGCCCACGCGCAGAAUAGGAGACGCGGACCUUGACGACCUAGACGACGACCUGCUCCAGUUCGUGCUUGCUGAUCUUCUUCCUGGCCAGGAGGGUUUGCACCAAUCGAUCUUGGAAGAAGCAUCCAGCAACCAAAACCACAUGAGAGGUGCUCCAUCUGAGAAUUCACAGUCACAGCACUACCAUGGGGAGAGCAGCACUGCUGCUGCAGCAUCAGCGACUGCUUCCGGAACUUCAGGAACGGAAGAACAGAUCGCCUCGGACUUUGAGUACGCCAAGCGGCUGCAGGAGAUGGAGGACCUGAGCAUCGAAGAUGACGAUAUCAGUUGCGUGCCCUCUCCAUCAGACUCUGACGAUGACCAUGACCAUAACGACGAAGAGGCUGAAAGGCAGGAUGGCAAUGAUGAUGAUCCAGACAACAUGACUUAUGAGCAAAGGCAGGCACUCGUGGAAGCUGUGGGGACUGAGGACAGAGGUUUACCUGAUGAGCUCAUUUCCUAUCUGCAGACAUGGAAGUACAAGGCUUCAGGGUUUUUCUCCAGGAAGACAAACCAUGAAGACUGUCCUAUCUGCCUGUCUACUUUCAGACACCGAGAAAAUAUGAUAACAUUGCCGUGCAAGCAUUACUACCACGCAGCUUGUGUCACCAAAUGGCUCAAGGUCAAUAAGACCUGCCCUGUCUGCAAAUAUGAACCGUUUGGACCUUGCUAGCAUGUGGCCACGAAGCUGAUAGACGAUGACGUCACACCCAGCUUGUUGCAUCAGCUAUUCAGCGACCUUUUUAGUGCCAAGUAAACUGAAAAUGAAAAAAAAAAGAAUCAAAAGUUAAUCCAAAAGGGAAAAAAAAAUAGCAAAUAUAGAUGUUUGAUCACUCAGGGAAAAGACAAUCACAAUCUUAUAUUCUUAAGAAUCACAAUCACGUAUUUUUCUUUAACGUUUGGAUUUUUGGCUUGUGGAAAUGUACUUAAGAAUCACAAUCUUAUAUAUGUGAGAAGAUUGUUUUUCUUUCUUUGCCA
This is a messenger RNA of Panicum hallii, 1226 nucleotides long. RefSeq names its product E3 ubiquitin ligase BIG BROTHER-related-like. Gene Ontology annotation, molecular function: ubiquitin conjugating enzyme binding; ubiquitin-protein transferase activity; zinc ion binding. Lineage: Eukaryota; Viridiplantae; Streptophyta; Magnoliopsida; Poales; Poaceae. The transcript has 8 exons. Gene Ontology annotation, biological process: negative regulation of organ growth; protein ubiquitination. The record is from RefSeq and is a predicted model, not a curated record. The coding region runs from base 154 to 921 and encodes 255 amino acids.